Molecule: messenger RNA, 438 nt
Organism: Phycomyces blakesleeanus NRRL 1555(-)
Lineage: Eukaryota; Fungi; Mucoromycota; Mucoromycetes; Mucorales; Phycomycetaceae
Exons: 4
Coding region: 1-438 (145 amino acids)
Source: RefSeq, a predicted model, not a curated record
AUGACACUGGCUCUGAUGAUUGUGCUACACAGAAUGGUUUUCCCUGCUCGCUCAGUAGAUUUAUCUCUGCUCUUUAGAAAGGAAAAGUCUACUCUCAGUGUCAUCUUCAAUGAAAUGAUAGAGAAGAUUUAUAUUAAGUUAUAUCCAGCCUUGAAGUUUGACUACUCACUGGCAAUGUACUGUGUUGGGUUUAUUGAUGGAACCUUUAACAAGAUAGCAAGGCCCAUUGUUGAGCAAGAGGGAGCAUACAAUGGCCAUUACGCAUAUACUACAUCAGACCAUAUGAUGAUCCCUUUCAGAAGACAAAUGGCUGAUGAGCAAGAACUUGCUAUCAACAAAAGUAUGUCUGCUGUACGAAUUUCCGUUGGGCAUGAGUUUACUCAUAUCAGGAGUCUGUGGGCUUUCUUAAAGUACUCACAGACCCAAAGAAGUGGUUAG